Alexandromys fortis (reed vole) is the source of this 3000-nucleotide messenger RNA. RefSeq names its product sodium channel epithelial 1 subunit beta (gene Scnn1b). Gene Ontology annotation, biological process: sodium ion transmembrane transport. Gene Ontology annotation, cellular component: sodium channel complex; plasma membrane. The transcript has 14 exons. Gene Ontology annotation, molecular function: ligand-gated sodium channel activity. Lineage: Eukaryota; Metazoa; Chordata; Mammalia; Rodentia; Cricetidae. The coding region runs from base 553 to 2499 and encodes 648 amino acids. The record is from RefSeq and is a predicted model, not a curated record.
AUGACCAUUGAUCCGCUGACCAAAUGGAUGAGUUCGUCUGUUAACCAAGUAGAUGGGCUAUCCCACUCCUCAGAGGAGACUCCUAGUCACGUCUUAAAAUGCCACCUCUUUUCCUCUCCAAAUGGAAGUUCAACUUCAACUUGGAAGGAGCAAACCAUGUUUCAGCCCCUAGCACGGGAGCAACAGGGAUUCCUUGAGGCUACACCACAAGUGUGGUAGGUGGGCUCCCUGGGACCAAGCCAGCAGCGAUCCAGACCUCUAGAGAGCCCGACCUUAUCUACUGCAGAGGUGGAAGUUAUAUCCCAAGACCAGUAAGGUGCAGGUCUCUGGGAAGACCAAGAGCGAGAGCUUUCCUGAAGCCCCCAAUUUGUGCCAGAAAAUCUCAGCACCAUUAGAAUAAGGCUACAGCAAGUGACUUGUCAUGGUGCCUGUGAUGUGCUCCAGCGAGCGCCCAGGCUCUACAGGUGACCCAGCGCCACAGCCACUCCGACGCCACCACCUUAGCUGCCAUCACCGCAGACUCGAGCCCCAGCCUAAGCAGUGUCCUGUCUGAUGGCAUCCCAUGUCCCAGCAGGUGCCACCAUGCCAGUGAAGAAGUACUUGCUGAAGUGCCUGCACCGGCUGCAGAAGGGCCCGGGCUACACCUACAAGGAGCUUCUCGUGUGGUACUGUAACAACACCAACACACACGGCCCCAAACGCAUCAUCUGCGAGGGCCCCAAGAAGAAGGCCAUGUGGUUCCUGCUCACGCUGCUCUUCGCCUGCCUGGUGUGCUGGCAGUGGGGCGUCUUCAUCCAGACUUACCUGAGCUGGGAGGUCAGCGUCUCCCUCUCCAUGGGCUUUAAGACCAUGAACUUCCCGGCGGUCACCGUCUGCAAUUCCAGCCCCUUCCAGUACUCCAAAGUCAAGCACCUGCUGAAGGACCUGGAUGAGCUGAUGGAGGCGGUCUUGGACAGGAUUCUGGCUCCAGGGACUGGUCACACCAACACCAGCAGUGCCCUGAACUUCACCAUCUGGGACCACACACCCCUGGUGUUCAUUGAUGAACGGAACCCUGACCACCCACUGGUCCUCGACUUGUUUGGGAACAGCCACAACAGCAGCAGUCCAGCCCCAGGAAGCAUCUGCAAUGCCCAGGGGUGCAAGGUGGCCAUGAAGCUGUGCAGCGACAAUGGGACUGUGUGCACCUUCCGGAACUUCACCAGUGCCACCCAGGCCGUGACUGAGUGGUACAUCCUGCAGGCCACCAACAUCUUCUCACAAGUGCCUCGAAAGGACCUGGUGGGGAUGGGCUAUGCCCCUGAUCGCAUAAUCCUAGCCUGCCUCUUUGGGACAGAGCCCUGCAGCUAUCGGAACUUCACACCUAUCUUCUACCCAGAUUACGGCAACUGCUACAUCUUCAACUGGGGCAUGACAGAGAUGGCGCUUCCUUCUGCCAACCCUGGGACUGAAUUUGGUCUCAAGUUGAUCCUGGACAUCGGCCCGGAGGACUAUGUCCCCUUCCUUGCGUCCACAGCAGGGGCCAGACUGAUGCUUCAUGAACAGCGGACAUACCCCUUCAUCAAAGAAGAGGGCAUCUACGCUCUGACCGGAACUGAGACGUCCAUCGGGGUGCUGGUGGACAAGCUGCAGCGCAAGGGGGAACCCUACAGUCCUUGCACCAUGAACGGCUCCGACGUCGCCAUUCAGAACCUGUACAGUGAUUACAACACGACAUACUCCAUCCAGGCCUGUCUCCAUUCCUGUUUCCAAGACCUCAUGAUCCGUAACUGCAGCUGCGGCCACUACUUGUACCCGCUGCCCGCUGGGGAGAGGUACUGCAACAGCAGGGACUUCCCAGACUGGGCCUACUGCUACCUAAGCCUGCAGAUGAGCGUGGCCCAGAGAGAGACCUGCCUCAGCAUGUGCAAGGAUUCCUGCAACGACACGCAGUACAAGAUGACCAUCUCCAUGGCUGACUGGCCUUCCGAGGCCUCUGAGGAUUGGAUCUUCCAUGUCCUAUCUCAGGAGCGGGACCAGAGCGCAAACAUCACCCUGAGCAGGAAGGGCGUUGUCAAACUCAAUAUCUAUUUCCAAGAGUUCAACUACCGCACCAUUGAGGAAUCACCAGCAAACAAUAUCGUGUGGCUGCUCUCGAACCUGGGGGGCCAGUUUGGCUUCUGGAUGGGGGGCUCAGUGCUGUGCCUCAUUGAGUUUGGGGAGAUCAUUAUCGACUUCAUUUGGAUCACCAUCAUCAAGCUGGUGGUCUUCUGCAAAGGCCUGCGCAAGAGACGGCCACAGGCAUCGUACACUGGCCCGCCACCCACUGUGGCUGAGCUGGUGGAGGCCCACACCAACUUUGGCUUCCAGCCUGAUACAACCAGCCAUAGCCUCUAUGCCGAGGUCUACCCUGACCAGCAGACUCUGCCCAUUCCAGGCACCCCACCCCCCAACUAUGACUCCCUGAGGCUGCAGCCUUUGGACACUGUGGAGUCAGACAGUGAAGUCGAGGCCAUCUAGACCCCACCCCGCCGAGCCACGGGUGAACUCAAAAGCUGGAAAGUUAUAACCAUCGCCAGUGCUUCAUUUUAUUAGGCUCAUCCAUAGAGCCAGCAACACAGUGCCCACACCAGAGCCCAGUGUCUCUCUAGAGAAGCCAGCAGUAACUGGUCAGCCCCAAGCUGAAGGAUCCAUAGGGUCAAGAUGCCGGUACCAGUUAAUACUGAAGUUGUAACCUUGCCUGGCUCCUGCCCACACUUCCCAGUCUUUCCUCUUUGUCUUUUGGCCUAGUAGACAGGCUCCAGAGGCCCCUGAAUUCCCUCUCCGGGUGGCAGGCCACUAACCUCUAUGUGUGUUACCACCUCAGUCCUCCAGAGUCAGUGAUCCUGCCCUAGUCGGCCUUGGUUGACCUAGUACCAGACUGGGAGUGGGGUGAGCAGAUAAUGGGGAGGGAGCAUCGGGUAAGAAGUCUUUUCUGGGGAGCACACGCUUUGUCUAGAAAAUAAAGAGAGAAAACACUGA